AUGGACAAAACUAUCACCGUAUUGGCAGUUUAUUGCCAAAGCAUGGAUCAAAGCCAAAGUUUGCACAGUUGUACAUAUGAUACCGAAAAUGAAAUGAGUAACAGAGUGAAGCAUUUCAGUUCAAACACCAAGGAAUCUGUUAUAGAUGAAUCAUUGGUUGUUGAUUUGAUUGAAAUGAUUGACAAUCACAAUGUUCUUGCGAAAUCUUUUAGAAGAGUAAGAGAUUUGUCAUUGGAACAUAUGGAAUCAGAUUUCACGCUAAGACUAUUUAGAGGCAUAAACAAAGACCCUAAAGUCUACAACACACCUUCAUGUGAUGAAAUAGUUGCACUAAUAGUUGGUGAUUUUGGCAAUAUGGAUGUAGGCAGAGAUAUAGUGGUAAAAAAAUGUUCUGAUGAAUUAACAAGACUGCAUGAAACUCACACAGCUUUCAUGCCACUGCAAUAUCCUCUCAUGUUUCCAUAUGAAGAAGAUGGUUAUCAAGAGGAUAUCCCAAUAAGAGAAUCUCAUUCAAGAACUAAAUCUAGGUUUCUGGUCGAUUGUUAUACAAUGGUUGAAGCCCAAAGGUUGUCUUUCAUCAGAGCUAAUCAGAAGUUAAUUCGCUAUGAUAUUCUUAAUGGAUUACAAGAAGCUGUUAAUAGAGGAGAGACAUAUCCUUCUUUAAUUGGAAGACGUAUUGUUUUGCCUGCUUCAUUCACUGGUGGUACCAGAUACAUGUUCAACAAUUGUCAAGAUGCUAUGGCAAUUUGUAAAAAAUUUGGAAAUCCUGAUUUGUUCAUUACUAUAACAUGCAAUGUGAAUUGGAGUGAAAUAAGAGAAUUUGUCUUAGCAAAAGGCUUAUUAGCUUCAGAUAGACCCGAUAUUGUAUGUAGAGUGUUCAAAAUGAAGCUGGAUGAAAUGAUGACAGAGUUUAAAAAAAAUAUCUUCUUUGGAAAAACCACUGCAAGAAUGUACACAGUAGAAUUCCAAAAAAGAGGUUUACCUCAUGUACAUAUACUUUUAUGGUUGGAUGGAGAAAGCAAAUUGAAGAAUUCAACUGAUAUUGAUAAAGUAAUAUCAGCUGAAUUGCCCAAUACGGAUUUGUACCCAAAAUUGGAAAAAGUUGUCUCAAGUUACAUGAUUCAUGGACCAUGCGGACCUGCAAGAUAUAAUUCACCUUGCAUGAAGAAAGGAAGAUGUUCUAAAUUUUAUCCUAAAAAAUUCACAUCUUCGACUUCAAUUGAUGAAGAAGGAUAUUCAUGCUAUAGAAGACUUGAUAAUGGUAGAUUUGUUGAGAAGAAUGGAAUUAAGCUGCACAAUAGAAGUGUUGUUCCUUACAAUCCACCACUUCUAAUGAGGUAUCAAGCACACGUCAAUACAGAGUAUUGCAACAAGACCAAUUCAAUAAAAUAUUUGUUCAAAUAUGUGAACAAAGGUCCUGACAGAGCUACUCUUAAAAUAAGCAACAACUCUGCACAGUCUGAAAAAUCAACCAUUAUUGAUGAGAUCAAAAGGUAUUACGAUUGUAGGUAUUUAUCACCAUGUGAAGCCGCUUGGAGAAUAUUUGUUUUUGACAUCCAUCACAGAUGGCCUCUUAUUCAGAGAUUGACAUUUCAUCUUCCUGGCCAACAAUCAGCUUUGUUUAAAGAUGAUGAUGAUAUUAAUGUGGUCUUCAACAUAUACGAAAAUGCUAACACAAUGUUUCUAGCUUGCAUUAAGACAAUUGAUGGAAAAUAUUAUGAAACAUACCAAGAAGCUUGCUAUGUUUUGGGAUUGUUGGCUGACGACAAAGAAUAUAUUGAUGCAAUAAAAGAAGCAGGUCUUCAAAUUCAGACUGCUGAAUUACAAAAAAUAUGUCUGCUGGAAAUACAGGAAAUGCUAAUGUCAAAUGGUAGAAGUUUGAAAGAUUAUCCUUCAUUACCUCAACUUGAUCUUUCAGAUGAUAUCAUGACAACAGUUCUUUCAAAGAAGGGAGAAUUCUUUUUCUUAUAUGGCUAUGGUGGUACAGGUAAGACUUUUAUGUGGAAGACAUUGUCAGCUGCUCUAAGAAGUCAGGGCAUGAUUGUUUUGAACGUAGCAUCAAGUGGAAUUGCUUCUUUAUUACUUCCUGGUGGAAAAAUAGCACACUCUACCUUUUGCAUCCCACUGUUAAUUAACGAUGAAUCAACUUGCAACAUAGCACAAGGUAGUCUCAAAGCAAAACUUCUUAUGGCAACCAGUUUGAUUAUCUGGGAUGAAGCACCAAUGAUGAAUAGAAUGUGCUUUGAGGCAUUUGAUAGAACACUAAGAGAUAUUAUGCGAAAUGUUGAUGAUGCCAAUAAAGACAAACCAUUUGGUGGCAAAGCAGUUGUGUUGGGAGUGCUAAAGUUAUCCAAGAACAUGAGAUUAAGUACUACAUCAAAUACUCAAACAGCCAAUGAGAUUCAAGAAUUUGCUGAUUGGAUAUUGAAGAUUGGAGACGGAAAAAUGGAUCUAAAUGAGAAUGGUGAGUGCAUAGUUGAAAUUCCAGAACAGCUCCUGAUUACAAACACAAAUUUACCUUUAUUGGCAUUGGUUGAAUUUGUCUAUCCUCAAUUUAUGGUUAACAUGCUGAAGCCUAAUUAUUUUGAUGACGGAGCAAUUUUGUGCCCAACAAAUGAUUCUGUAGAGCAAGUAAAUGAUUUCAUGUUGUCUUUAAUCUAUGGUGAAGAGGUGACUUAUUUAAGUUCAGAUACACCUUGCCAAUCUGAUGAACAAGAUGAAGUGCAAUCUGAAUGGUUUACAUCUGAAUUUUUAAAUGAUAUCAAAUGUUCAGGGAUACCAAAUCAUAAACUGAAGUUGAAAACAGGUGUUCCAAUUAUGCUCUUGAGAAACAUUGAUCAAGCGAAAGGUCUAUGCAAUGGCACAAGAUUGCAAGUCAACCAUUUAGGCAAGAAUGUAAUCUCUGCAACUGUAAUUACUGGAAAAAACAUUGGUGACAGGAUUUUUAUACCAAGAAUGGAUUUAGUGCCAUCUGAUUCAGGAUUGCCUUUCAAAUUUCAAAGAAGACAGCUUAGGGUCCGACAAGCCGGUUGGGCCCAACAACCCAAACGAACCCAACAACACAGACGGGCUCGACGAGCCAGACAGGGUCGACGACGACCAUACAAGUCCGUCGUUAGACCCGACAAUGCGGACAGACAUGACGACUCGGACAAGCCUAAGGAGCCGGUUGGGCCCAACGAGCCGGACAUGCUUGAUGACCCGGACAUGCUCGACAAUUGGGAUGAGUCCCAUGAUUUGGAUGAGCCCGACGACCUAAACGGGCCCAAUGACCGGGACGGACUCGACGACACGGAUAGGCCCGACGAGCCAAACAAGUCUGACAGGCCUGAUCGUGUCGUCAAGUCUGUUUGGGUCGUCGAGCCCAUCUAG
Messenger RNA from Vigna unguiculata (cowpea), 3372 nucleotides. The record is from RefSeq and is a predicted model, not a curated record. NCBI's taxonomy places the organism in Eukaryota, Viridiplantae, Streptophyta, Magnoliopsida, Fabales, Fabaceae.